GGUAUUGUAUUUGUGUUGUGUAUAUCAGAUAUGGUCUCUAUAUUGUCAGAAUCACCAAGUUUUUAUGUAAUAACAUUUACAAAGUCAGUAAAAUAGUUGGUUAACCCGUUGACGUCAGGCUGAGCGGGUGUGGGCUGGGGUAACCUUGGUUAUUAAAGUGAUGAGUGGAUGUCCAAUUACAGAAUCCAAAAAUUAGACAUUCACCUUACUCAGUUACUGGAAUCACAUUUUGACAUUCGUCUACUUUAUCAGGUGUCCACACUUUGAUCUGCCAGUUUUCAGUAAUGCUAUUACUGUAUUAUUUACGGUACAGUAUUAUUGGUAUAUUUCCAGAACUCACUACAAAUUUCAUAUCUGUUCUCUGUUGUAAUGAGACAUUUUUAAUUCAGUCAAAUCAUUCGGUACUGCAGUAAGUCUAUCUUCAGAUCUAGCCCAUUCUUGUUCAGUUAAGUAAAUCGCUUCUAUUUUAUCCUAAUUGUGCAACUCCUCCUCCUUUUUGCAUUCAAAUUGUAUGUUUUUCUUUCGCAAUUCUUGUUUUGAGGUGUUCAGUUUAGUUUUGUGAACAUUAUACACCUUGAUUAGUAAUUCUGGAAUAAGCAUUCUCACUAGUCACUUGCUCAUAUUCAAAUGCAGAAAUGACUGGAGUCAUAUGAGGGAUUCUGAGAUUCUAGUGCAGUAGUGAUCUGUGGAUACCGAACAUCUUACUCCAUUUCUGAUAUUCAAUAUCAGAGGUUGGGCAGUCAUUUAUCUGUUCAUUGACCCACAGUAGAGUUUAGAACUUUGAACUGUAGCAUUGCAUAGUCAUAUAGUAGUUACUCUAAAAGCUAUAAAUUUAUUGCUUGAAGAAUAAAGAUUUUGAAUUUGUUCUGUAGUUAUUAAGGUAAUUCUGUAUUUGUUAUUAAUGGAUUUGAAUCAAUCUACAAAAAUAAAGACACCUAUUUUGACUCAUGAAUAACUCCAAUAAUCUACUGCGAACAUCAACUUCUGUUAAUGCAAUGAUUGUCGCUCUGGAACCAGUGGAGUUUAUACCCUACGGUCGCCAUGCUAUUUCUAAUCAUCCAGGCCUUUCUUGUCUUCACUUGCAUCAGUCACAAGCUCCUCUAAGAUUAGAUCGAAGUUUAAUCGGUUCUUUCAGCAAAGUUAGCUUGGAUGACAGGAAUCGGGUUUCUGAGAGAUGGCACCUGCGGAAAUAUGCAAAUGCUGAAGAGGAAUUAUAUAUUUGUAAAAAUACUAUAGUAUGGAGUAGAGGAUACAAAGUCAUCAGUACAUAUACAAUUGAUUCACCUGUAAUUCAUGCUAUUUGGUGUUCAUUUGUGAUUGAUGGGGAAGAUUCUCAUAUUCAUGAAUUAUAUAAAAAUACUGAUGAACAUGGUGAAAAUAAGAAAAACGUUGAAGGAUUUGUUGCAGUAUCUGAUGGAAGUUUGCAUGUGUUUUCUCGAGAAGGAGACGAUUUUGUGACAGCAUUGCCAUUCCAAGUUCGAAAAGUAUGGAACACUGAUUUCGGACUCGUUUUUGAAAGAAAUCAGAAUUCAAGUGAUUCAGCUCCAUCAGUAUCAUCAUCAGAUAAAGCACUAACUACUGUAUUUUGUCUUCAACAUCCUUUGCGAGAAUUUGCUCCUGUGGUCAAGAAGUUUCAAGGUAGUGUUCACUACAUGAAUCGUACCCGUGAAAGUGUUGUUUUCUGUGAGGAAAAUCUUCUAAUGACAUUUGACUCGAAACAUGGACUGCACACAGUUUGGAAAAUGCGAAGAAUUGUGAAUGAUGACAUUACUUCGUUAGAUAAUAAUGUUGGCCAACAACAACAAAUUCAUAAUCAAAUGAGCAGUAAUCAACAAAUGACAAUCUCAAGUCCUGGAAUAUCACCAAUGCGUGGAAGCUUCAGAGGAUCACCUGCCGCUCCAAUACUACCAAAUAUAUCUGCUGGUCCGAGUGGACUGCAGCUGCUGCCAUCUGUAUUAGCUAGAACUCCACACACAAGUCGAAAUCCAUCAUUUGCACAUUUAUCUCAAACUCCUAAUUCAAGUAGAUUGUGUUCACCGAGUGUUAACUCAAUCAAUUACCCAAGUCACACUUUCUCACCUCUUCAUCAAUCUUCUCACUUCCGAUCUCCUAGUGGUCCAAUUUCUCAUGAAUCACUCUGCUUAAAUGAAAGUGUGCAUGAGUCAGCAGAACCUCUGAGGCCAGAAAUUUGUUUGGAACAUGUUUGGUCAGAAAAUGUUGUUGGAACUCGAGAAGGACUCAGUGUUGGUUGUGCGACAAAAGCUUUCCUAUCUGAAGAUGUUUGCGGACAGAAGUUUUUGGUUUAUUACAUUGACAAUUUGCGCCAGCUUAGAUUGGUGAAAUAUGGUCUGACGAAUGAUAAAUCACAAUUUAUAUUUGGUGCAGUUGUUACAUAUCCCGCUAGAGAUGCCACUCAAUUAAAAGAUCUCAAUAUGAUUGCUCUAUUGGAUAUGGUGGGAAACGUCAUUUUGUACACUGGUACUGUGAAGAUGGUAAAGAUGCAUGUUACUGGUGUUCCAAUGUCCUCACUGAGUUUAUCUCACGGACUGAGGAAUCCAACACCUUCUCUUGGUACACCUCAACCUGUCUCUACUCCUGCUCAUCCGAGUAGACCCGGAAGUGUAUUAGGAAAUCUUGAAGAAGUUAACUUGCUCUCACCAGUGCCAGAAUUAGCUUUCAGUGGAGAUACAGAUAUUAGUCUUUUGACAUUAGAUGAACAUCCAUUUACAAAUAUUGGACAAUCGUCAUCAUCAGCCAUUAUAUCACUUCCUCAAGUUGUUGGUUCAAGCUUGUUUUUGGAAGUUUCAAACGGGAGUUACUACAAAUCAGACAUUCCACAAUUGUUUACAACAACGUUAAUUGAAACAUGCUUGAAAGCAUUGCAUCAAGUAUUACCAAAUCAUCUAUAUUUACAAAUAAUCAUCAAAUGGUAUUCAAUGAGAUAUUCACCAGGUGCAAUGACAAGUUAUCAGUCAGAAUGGGCAAUCUUUGAAGCAUGCUUAAGAGAGAUCAUUGGUUAUUCAAACUUGUCCAACAGACACACCGCAGGCACAUCACAGCAGAUGGAAGCUGACGUUUCUGUAUCACCUGUAGUUGCCGCUAAAAAAGCUCGCCAUAUUCAAGAAAGUAGUGCACAAGAUUGGAAAUAUCUGUUAGACAGUGAUUUUCAUAUCAAACAUCACAGAAAUUUUGGAAUUUUUACUUUUGAAGAUGAAGAUUCACUGCAAAAUGAUAAAUCAAAGGAAUCAAACUUUGAAUUGCUGAAUUUGUCACAAAUUUGUCGUCGAUCCAGUCUUGAUAAAUCUACUGAUAGAUCAGGAAAUACAAUGCAUCCUCUUGGUGCGGUAUUUUGUGUCUUGCAUCUAGUUUAUGAGGAACAAAAGUUGGAUAUAAUGACCUGGAAAAAUGUUAUCGUCAUGUCAAAAUUUUUACAACAACUAGCAAAUGAUAUUGGACUAAAGAAAUUUUCAUUAUCUUAUGCCAUGGAUAAUCCAGACUUAAUAUGUGAUGACAUGCUUGAUAAAAUUAAAGGGUUUGAUCCUCAAACAUAUAAACUGCCGGCUUGUUUUUCUGAAUUGGAACCGAAUAUAUUCUCAAAUCUUCAACACGUUUCAAAGUAUAAGAACUGUACUGCACCCUUUCCUGUUAUAGACAGAGUCACAACACGCACUAAGCAAAUUCUAAUGAUAUAUGAUUGUCUUUUUAAAGAUGAAAAUGCUAGUUCCAGUGUAACUGAACUUGGCCAUUUCACACAGACUUCAACUUUCAAGAAAGAUAAGAGUAUUGAUAUGUCAGAAGAGUUUUGCGCCACUCAGGAUGAAAGAACUGGAAAUCAAAUUUCUGCUGCUCAUCGUGCUUUGAAAUAUAUGAUUGACAUUGGUAUUACAAGUGAACAACUUCAUACCUUACCACACGGUGUUGCACUUCCCAUAUUUACAGCUCUACACCAAUGCAAGGAAUUGCCAGACCUGAACUUUUCAAACAAGGCACUAGAAUUGAUAGAAAUUACAAGACUUCUUUUUCCAAAUGAUCAUCGGAUAUCGGAAGCACACAACUUACUGCAAGCACAAAAGCCUAUUUUGAUCGAUUUAACACAACAACCGGGAGUGAGUGAUCAUGAAUUCCAAGAACUAACAAGAGCUAGAUUGCUUACUCUUUGUAAUCGUACAAUGGCACUUGCUGUUGGGAGUGGGAUGAUGUCAUUGCAAACAAAGAAGCCUAUCCCAACUGAACCAUUCGAGAUUCCACAUAUAGAUUGGACAGGAAGAUGUGUCAAAACCAACACAACGGUUGACUUGGACAGUGGAAAUAUUGAAGUCCCACCUCUCAUGAAAAAUUGGCCUGAAUUUCAUAAUGGAGUUGCUGCUGGAUUGAAGAUAAUGCCACAGAAGUACGAGUCUUCUUGGAUAUAUUUGAACAAACCCAAGACAAAUACAAACGUUUCUAAUCGAACAAAUAAUCAACCACCCACUGAAUUGUCAUCAGAACAUGCUGGAUUUUUGCUUGCUUUGGGAUUGAAUGGACAUCUUGAAAAACUUCACACGUUGAACAUACACGAUUAUCUGAGUAGAACUCAUGAAAUGACAACAAUAGGACUUUUGCUUGGACUUGGUACUUCCAAAUGCGGUUCAUGUGAUUUGUCAAUUAUGCGUAUAUUAAGUGUUCACAUACCAGCAUUACUCCCACCAACAUCGACAGAAUUUGAUGUUCCUCGUGUAAUUCAAACUGCUGCUGUUACUGCCGUUGGAUACCUUUAUCUAGGAUCUGCUCAACGUCUUGUAGCAGAAGUUAUGCUCAGGGAAAUAGAUCGACCACUGAGUCCUGAAAAUGACACAGGGGAAGAACGAGAAGCUUAUGCACUCAGCUGUGGAAUUGCGCUCGGUGCAAUAACAUUAGGGAGGGGCAGUAAUAUACCUGAACUUGCAGAUCUUAACAUGACUGAUCAAUUGUAUCACUUCUUAACGGGCCGAAGAAAGCCGUCUAAUGAACCAGUUGGACAAAGCAUCAUCCUUGAAGGAGAUCAAGUAAAUACAGAAGUGACGGCACCGGGUGCCAUUAUUGCUCUUACUUUGAUGUUUCUAAAAACCAAUAACAUAACUAUUGCGGAUUGGUUCACGGCUCCUGAAACACUACUUUUAUUGGAAGCUAUACGACCACAACAUCUCAUGCUUCGUACGAUGGCAAGAUCAUUGAUUUUAUGGGAUUUUGUAGUUCCUUCAAAAGAAUGGGUUGAAAAUCAUAUUCCAUCUGUGAUACGAACUCAUUUAUCAGCAUCAAGAAAUUUCUCUGAAUCUAGUUCGAUUGAUCCAUUGGUGGAUGUACAGACGAUAUUACAAUGCCAUGCUUCUAUAUUAACUGGUGCUUGCCUAGCACUAGGAAUAAGGUUUGCUGGUUCUCAAAACAAGAGUGCUUAUGGUACAUUGCGUCAUUUUAUCUUGUUUUUCUUAUCGAUAUGGAACGAACAAAGUGGUACAGCACGGUCUACAGCAUCAGCCUAUCCUCUGGAGGUAAUGGGAAGAUACACACUGGAAAACUGUCUCACAACCUGCUUACUGGCGUUGAGUAUGGUCGUUGCUGGGUCUGGUGAUAUGGAAACAUUGCAGCUUUGUCGAUUUCUCCAUGUUACUGUUGGUGCAGAAAUAAAUUAUGGAAUGCAGAUGGCAACUCAUAUGGCCUUAGGGUUUUUGUUCUUGGGAAAUUGCAGAAAAACACUCUCAACGUCGAACAAGAGUAUAUGUGCCAUACUUACUGCUGUCUUUCCCUGUUUUCCAUGUUCAAGUACAGAUAACAGAUAUCAUCUGCAGGCACUUCGUCAUUUCUAUGUUCUUGCAACAGAACAACGAUUACUGGUUCCCAUUGAUAGUUCAACAAAUUUACCUUGCUAUGCACAAAUUAAUAUCAAGUUUACAACAGAAUUUUCCGGUGAGGAACACUCAUGUCUGGUGAUGGCACCUUAUAUGCUUCCAGAGCAGUCACAGUUGAAGGAGAUCAAGUUAAAGUUGAUGAUCCUUAGACACUGGCCCCUGUGUGUUGAUAUACAAACGCAAGCUGAUAAGUUGAAAGAAUUAUUUGAAGUUGGUUUAUCUGUUCAAAGAAGAGCUGGAUUUCAGUCUUAUAUCAAAGAUCCCAAAGGUCACAGAAGUCUACUCGCUCGUUCAUCACAAAAUUGGAGCUCGCUUCUUACAGAUGAUGUUUAUAAUAUUCGUUCCUAUGCAGAAACUUUUCUUAACUAUGUAUCUGACGACAAUAAUUCAGACAACUCUGACAUAAGUGCAGCUGCAAGAAGAAUUUCUCUCUCGUCAUCUCUGUUGGAAAAUUUUGUCACAGAGGAAAAAUCACAAACAUUACAUAUUUUCUGCGGAUUGCAACAGAUAUUUUAUCAGCUGCAAAACUUUAAAAAGCCAAAUACAAUGUCAAUGUGGCAACUGAAGAUUGCUUUCGAUUUUAUGAAGCAAAUUGCAGUGCCAAAUCUAAAUAAACAGCAAGGUUUUAUGACCUCAGAACAUUUUAUUGCAAUUUUGUCAUCUUGAGGUAGAAAAUCACUUUGGGAAAAUACUCAGAGGUAUAAAAACGCCAUUGAGUUUACUAAUGGGAAAUGGAACACACAAAAACAAAAACUCCAAACCCAAACGAGUGGUGAAGCGAAAGGAACUCUCAAUUGAAAAUCCUCUUUCUUCAUGUGCGAAUCAAUCGUGGACGCAAGGAUUAUCUGUGACUAAUAUAUGGCACAUGGUGUGUUUUUCUAUUCUUCAUGACAUGAAAACUGAAUUGUUGUUUCCUUCUCAAAAUAAACAAGAUGGAUCUACCGGUUUAAAGGAUGCAGAAAGUUCAAUAUGUGGAGGUUCUGAGUUUUUGAAAUUUAAAGGUUCUACAGGGAUUCAAAUUUAUAAAGCUACACAUUAAUUAUGCACAGUUUCCGAUUUGCUGAUUUACUUUCGAUUUGUUUCUACAAUAACUAUAUGGCGCAACCUCAUAAUAUAAACUACUGUGGCAAUCUUCGA
Styela clava is the source of this 7001-nucleotide messenger RNA. The record is from RefSeq and is a predicted model, not a curated record. Lineage: Eukaryota; Metazoa; Chordata; Ascidiacea; Stolidobranchia; Styelidae.